CUGCCGGUCGCAGCCUCCCGUUACGUAUGUACUGUAAAGGCAAAACGCGCUGGGCAGCGCAAUGCGUCACCUAGGUGGGCGGGAAAAUGCUAGCAGAGGUGACUUGGGAAGAGCGCUGUGAAGCGUCAACUCACCUGCCUCAGGCCCUCAAGACACUCUGUUCGGACACCGCGAGCAGAGCGUAAGGAGAGACAACUCUCAGCCAGUCGAACAUGGGUAUUGUCAUACACCUAGCUACUGCAGCUGUAGUCGUCACAAUCGCUUGGGGCCACACACACGCAUUCGGGAAACUGGGUGACGCCGUAGAAGUGAUGCCAACCGACCAGGAAGAUGAGUUGGCCUUCGUGUCUGUUCUACAAUGCGCAAUGAGGGCAUCCUCUCAGAAGUCUACCUACUUUGGCACUCGGCAUUUUCUUGAAGGGAUGAGGUGCUACCUGUCAACGCCACAGGCAUCUGCAGAAUCUUUGCAGAGGACUGACGACCUCAACAGCAGCGUCUGGGCAUUAUUAGACGGACAAACCCAGGUUUCAGGUGCAGUAGUACCAUCCGUCUCUCAAGUGGAAACUACACCAGCCUCUCUUGUCGAAACUACAUCGGCCUCUCAGGAAGGAGCUACUUCAUCUGGAGUAAGCUGUACUGCCUGUAACCCAUCAGACCCGACGACCUGGGGCAUAAUACCCGGACAGGUAGGCUGUUCAACAUACAACAUGUGCACCGUGAGCGGUCUGGUGUCCCAAAGCUGCGGGGUGUCCCUUGUACUCAGCAGCUUAAAUAUCUGUGAUUUUUCCUUUAUAGUGAAUGAGCCAUGCCUUUGCUGAAGCAUCCUAUCUUCACGAAAACAUCAAGGAAGAUUGAACUCGGAUUUUACAUUUACCUAUAGCCAGUGAGCUCACUUUUGAUGAGAAAGGCACCCUUUUCAUUUUCUCUUAGUAGAUGGUGUCUUGAUAUUUUAUCAUAAUGCAUAAGGUGAGAGUAAUCUAGAACGUAUAGUAACUACAUUGAAGGAUAUAGAAUGUAUAUGUAAUAGAUUGCUCCCGUGUAUUCUUGGCUGGAAGAAUUCCCAUGUAUGAGCAUUAAGUUUGUGUAUUAACUAAAUAAAACUAUAUUAGCUGAGUGAAUGCCUCAGAAAAAAUUGUAUGUGCAUCGUCAGAAAAUCGGGUAACAGGGCAUUACUGUGACUGAUGUAUAUUUGAUAAACAUUAAUAAUACAGAAUAAAUACAACGGAUUUCA
This is a messenger RNA of Macrobrachium nipponense, 1231 nucleotides long. RefSeq lists its product as uncharacterized. The transcript has 5 exons. NCBI's taxonomy places the organism in Eukaryota, Metazoa, Arthropoda, Malacostraca, Decapoda, Palaemonidae. The record is from RefSeq and is a predicted model, not a curated record. The coding region runs from base 213 to 818 and encodes 201 amino acids.